This is a messenger RNA of Clarias gariepinus (North African catfish), 4259 nucleotides long. Its product is annotated as macrophage colony-stimulating factor 1 receptor-like. Gene Ontology annotation, biological process: multicellular organism development; positive regulation of kinase activity; cytokine-mediated signaling pathway. Gene Ontology annotation, molecular function: ATP binding; cytokine binding; macrophage colony-stimulating factor receptor activity. Lineage: Eukaryota; Metazoa; Chordata; Actinopteri; Siluriformes; Clariidae. Gene Ontology annotation, cellular component: CSF1-CSF1R complex; signaling receptor complex. The coding region runs from base 106 to 3000 and encodes 964 amino acids. The record is from RefSeq and is a predicted model, not a curated record. The transcript has 21 exons.
UGUCUUGAAGUGCCUUGAAGGAAUGGUUACUCUUCAUUUCCAGGGCAGAUAUACAACAGAGAAGACAUACAGUGUACUCAGGCCUCUGGCCGUCAGCGGUCCGAGAUGAUCCUCUUCACCUUUAUUGUGGGGCUGCUGUCCUGUCAGGUUCAAGCCUUGUCUCAUCCGAGAAUAAAGGUAAACGGAGAAGAUCCGGCUGAAACUGACGUGGUUAUCGACUCUGGUUCGCGUCUCAAACUGACCUGUGAUGGUGAUGCUCCAGUGAAUAUUGAACCUCGGUUAGCUAAAUAUAAAUCACACAGCAAGCCUAAUGGGAACAGCUGCACCUUUAAUGUUCAAAAAGCUACCUACAAAUUAACAGGCACUUUUAAGUGUGUGUACACUGACAAAAAUUCCUAUAUCUUCUCAUCUGUGUACAUAUUUGUAAGAGAUCCAAAGAUUCUCUUUGACACCCCGCUGACUACUCAUAUUAUAAUGAAAGAAGGAGAGAAUGCCCUCAUCCCCUGCCUUCUUACUGACCCGGCGGCCACUGAUGUCCAGUUGGGCAUGAAAAAUGGGUCUGCACUACCCUCUAACAUGAACGUAACUUUUGACCCCAAGAAAGGGAUGCUAAUUCGGGACCUCAAGCCUUGGUUCAGUUCAGAGUAUGUCUGCAGUGCAAGGAUAGGAGGAGAAGAAAAAAAGUCUUCAGCCUUCAAUCUAAAAGUCACUGAUAGAGUCCGUUUUCCACCCUAUGUGUUUCUUCAGAAGAAGGAGCAUAUUCGACUUGUUGGAGAGAGACUAGAACUCAUCUGUUCUGCCAGCAAUCGUAACUUUAACUACAACAUCACCUGGAAGCACUCAUCACAUUUGCUUCCAAAACCAGAGACCUCAGCCGCCUGGGAAUCUGGAAACUUGAAAAUCAAGAGUACUGUGAUCCUGCCUGCUGUUACCAUGUCUGACUCUGGUAAUAUCACCUGUAUCGGAGCUAAUGAGGCUGGAGUCAACAGCUCCACAGCACACCUUCUGGUUAUUGAUAAGCCAUACAUUAGACUGACCCCCAAGCUGUCCCCUCAUCUGAUCCAUGAGGGUUUGUCUAUUAAUAUCAGUGAGGCAGAGAAUGUUGAACUAAGGGUGAGCAUAGAAGCAUACCCACAAAUCACAUUCAAAAAGUGGAAGGGACCGACAUUUCUUAACAACUCACAGCAUGACAUUCAUUUCUCCGGCAAUGAUUACAGGUAUGAAGCAGUGCUGCUUCUGAAGAGACUGAAUUCCAAGGAACAGGGCAGAUACACCUUCUAUGCCAACAGCAGCAAGACUAAUGCCUCCAUAACAUUUAGCAUUCAUGUUUACGAAACACCAAUUAUCGUUGAUAAAAGAAGGAAUGAGAGCUUCUUAGUAUGCAAAGCAUCUGGGUUCCCAGCUCCCCAAAUCUUCUGGUUCCAGUGUCAAGGAACCAGACCGAUGUGCAGAGAGAAUUCCACUGAUGUGGAGGUUCACCAGUUAUUCACAGCUGAGACAGUGGAGAUGAAGAACAAUGAGUUUCAACCAGUUGAAGUGGAAAGUGUUUUAACAAUCACACCAUCCUAUCAGAAGAUGACUAUAGAGUGUAUAGCCCGAAAUCGCGUUGGGGAAGCCCGUGAUGUUUUCCCUAUUGACCAGUCUGAGAAACUCUUUACUGCAACAUUGAUUGGCGCCAUAAGUGUAAUGGUUUUCCUCCUUCUACUCCUUAUCAUCCUCAUUUACAAGUAUAAACAGAAACCCAAAUAUGAGAUCCGAUGGAAGAUUAUUGAAGCCACAGAUGGGAACAACUACACAUUUAUCGACCCCACACAACUUCCUUAUAAUGAAAAAUGGGAAUUUCCAAGAGACAAACUCAAAUUGGGGAAGAUUUUGGGCUCAGGAGCAUUCGGGAAAGUGGUGGAGGCGACAGCGUAUGGUCUAGGAAAGGACGACAAUGUGACUCGUGUGGCUGUAAAAAUGCUUAAAGCUAGUGCCCAUUCAGACGAGAAAGAGGCUCUAAUGUCCGAACUGAAGAUUCUAAGUCAUCUAGGACAACACAAGAAUAUUGUCAACCUGCUUGGAGCCUGCACACAUGGAGGUCCUGUGCUGGUCAUCACUGAAUAUUGCUGUCAUGGUGAUCUUCUGAACUUCCUGCGCAAUAAAGCGGAGACCUUCUUACAGUGUGUGAUUUCAAUCCCAGAAGAGACUAGCAACUACAAAAACGUUCACAAGAUGUUUUAUAGAAGUGACAGUGGGGUUUCCAGCACUUGUUCAGACAGUUACCUGGACAUGAAGCCUCUAGUGCCCAGAUCUCACUUGUCACGCAUUCCUUCCUGCAACCAAGAAAAAGAAGAAAACUCAUUGGAUUUGGAUGACUUGAUCAAAUUCUCCUACCAGGUGGCUCACGGACUUGACUUCCUUGCAUCUAAAAAUUGCAUUCACAGAGAUGUCGCAGCCAGGAACGUUCUUUUAACAGAUGGGUGUGUGGCCAAAAUCUGCGACUUUGGACUGGCUCGUGAUAUCAUGAACGAUGCUAACUAUGUGGUCAAAGGGAAUGCUCGUUUGCCAGUGAAGUGGAUGGCUCCAGAGAGUAUCUUUGAGUGUGUGUAUACCGUACAGAGUGAUGUUUGGUCGUAUGGUAUUCUGCUGUGGGAGAUCUUCUCUCUGGGUAAAAGCCCAUAUCCAAACAUCCUGGUGGACUCUAAAUUCUAUAAGAUGAUAAAGUCUGGCUAUCAGAUGUCCCGUCCUGACUUCGCCCCACCCGAGAUGUACAACAUCAUGAAAAUGUGCUGGAACCUCGAACCCACAGAGCGGCCAACUUUCAGCAAGAUCACCCAGCUUAUCGAGAGGCUGCUGGAAGAAAUACCAGAUAAGACUCCGUAUCAGAAUGUGCAGAUGGAAGAACUGGAUGAAGAGCAGCUGGAGGCCUGUGAUACCACCAAACGUGAUGAGGAAUCAUGUGAACAGGUGGAAGAAGAGCAGCCCCUGGUGAAGCCCAACAACUACCAGUUCUGCUAAGGGGCCAGAAUGAACUAUGAUCUAUGAAAAAGUUACAUUGAAAGCCUUAUACUAACAGGAAACACAUCCACCCCUCAGUAAUUUGAGCUUAUUUUAGAUUUAAAGUAAGGCCUAUAUUUAUAAUUGCCUGCAACCAUGUUUCGUGGCAGGUUUGUAGAAGUCACAACCCUUGUCUGACUUGUUUGUGUGUUAAAUAGCAGUUCCUCAUUGAAUGUAUGGAAGAAAAGCUAAUUCAGCGUUUCCAUCUUCCAGUUUAGAAGCAAGCUUGCGAAGUUUACUUCCACAUUAUUCUCAGUCUUGGCUUUUAAAAGUAGAAAACAGUGAAACAGGUUUAAUUUAUGUUUAUAUGUGUUACUUAUAAUAUUACAUUAUGCAAAUCCAUUUAAUCCAAUAAUUGCUUUGUAUAUUUGGAUAAUACAAUCAAUAACACUAUUUAACAAAAUGUUUGAGCUGUGAUUCAACAAAACUAAAAAGCAAAAAAAAAUAAAUAACUCAUCUUUUUUUUAAAUCAAUUUGUUUAUAAGAUGAUUCCUCAGUUUUGUUUAUUUUUUUAUAUAAGAUAUUUCUUAUUGUCUGUAUGCCUUAUCAAUUUACCUGUAUAUUAUGUUUGUGUAUUUGAUGUAGCACUGCCAAGCAAACACUGCCAUGUGUAAAUAAUGUGUUUGUCCUCAUAAGCACUCUCGGUUUAGUCAAAGGUGGUCUGUUACACUUAACUAUUUUAAAUGUCUUUUUUAAAAAAAGUGCUAUGUAACUGUUUUGCUGAAUGUCUUAUUAUUAUAUCUCAUUCCCUGGCAGAAGAGACAUUUUUGUCUGUAUUUAUGUGCAAGUUUGUCAUAAGCUAUUCAAAAAAAAAAAAAAGUCAAGAAAACAUUGCAAAGCUUUGAAGGUUUUUCUAUUUACUAGAGCUGCAAUUCACCGGUUAAAUGCGUUGUUGCAUGUUUACUUUUUAUUCAUUUUAAGAGCUAUUGACAAGCUCGUUGAUAUGAUUGUCAUGAUGGCAUUGUUUAAAAGACAACUUUUUUUAAUUAAAGAAAUUGAGCAAAUGAGGCUGAAUAUAAUGCUUUAGUAAUGAUCAUUAAUGUUUGUUAAAUUAGUGUUGGCUAGUAAUCGGUUACUUGAUUAUCUGUACAUUUAAGGCAGCAUGUUAAAAGGAAAAACUGAAAAAAAAAACACUGGGUUUUACACUUAAAUGAUCUACAAUGUUAUAAAUAUGUAAAAAUUUGAACAAUCAGGGUUACAAUAAAAGUUGUUAAUUCUUA